This is a messenger RNA of Orycteropus afer afer, 2214 nucleotides long. It is a transcript of the gene HIC1, whose product is annotated as HIC ZBTB transcriptional repressor 1. The coding region runs from base 73 to 2214 and encodes 713 amino acids. Gene Ontology annotation, biological process: regulation of transcription by RNA polymerase II. Lineage: Eukaryota; Metazoa; Chordata; Mammalia; Tubulidentata; Orycteropodidae. The record is from RefSeq and is a predicted model, not a curated record. The transcript has 2 exons. Gene Ontology annotation, molecular function: DNA-binding transcription factor activity, RNA polymerase II-specific; RNA polymerase II cis-regulatory region sequence-specific DNA binding; protein binding. Gene Ontology annotation, cellular component: nucleus.
CCCCCCUGGAUUCGCCGGCAGCCGGGCCCGGGGCUUCAGACAUGCCCCCCAGGAGACUGUGCUGGGCAGACGAUGCUGGACACCAUGGAGGCGCCGGGCCACUCGAGGCAGCUGCUAUUGCAGCUCAACAACCAGCGCACCAAGGGCUUCUUGUGCGACGUGAUCAUCGUUGUGCAGAACGCCCUCUUCCGCGCGCACAAGAACGUGCUGGCGGCCAGCAGCGCCUACCUCAAGUCCCUGGUGGUGCACGACAACCUGCUCAACCUGGACCAUGACAUGGUGAGCCCUGCCGUGUUCCGCUUGGUGCUGGACUUCAUCUACACCGGCCGCCUGGCGGAUGGCGAGGAGGCGGCGGCGGCCGUGGCUCCGGGGACCGAGCCGAGCCUGGGAGCAGUGCUGGCUGCUGCCAGCUACCUGCAGAUCCCUGACCUCGUGGCACUGUGCAAGAAGCGCCUCAAACGCCACGGCAAGUACUGCCACCUGCGGGGCGGCGGCGGCGGCGGCGGCGGCUACGCGCCCUACGGGCGGCCGGGCCGGGGCCUGCGUGCCGCCACGCCAGUCAUCCAGACUUGCUACUCGUCCCCCGCCGGGCCCCCGCCGCCCCCCGCCGCUGAGCCGCAGUCAGGCCCGGAGGUCGCGGUGAACACGCACUGCGCAGAGCUCUACGCCUCGGGCCCCGGCCCUGCAGCUGCGCUCUGUGUCCCGGAGCGUCGCUGCUCCCCACUCUGCGGCCUGGACCUGUCCAAGAAGAGUCCUCCAGGCUCCGCUGUCCCCGAGCGGCCUCCCGGCGAGCGCGAGCUGCCCCCACGCUCAGACAGCCCUCCCGGCGCUGGCCCUGCCGUCUACAAGGAGCCGCCUCUCACCCUGCCGCCGUUGCCGCCGCUGCCCUUCCAGAAGCUGGAGGAGGCCGCACCUCCUCCGGACCCUUUCCGUGGCGGCAGCAGCAGCCCGGGACCCGAGCCCCCUCCCGGCCGCCCCGACGGCCCCAGCCUCCUCUAUCGCUGGAUGAAGCACGAGCCGGGCCUGGGCAGCUACGGCGACGAACUGGUCCGAGAACGGGGCUCGCCAGGCGAGCGCUGCGAGGAGCGCGGCGGGGACGCAGCCGUCUCGCCCGGGGGUCCCCCGCUCGGCUUGGCGCCGCCGCCGCGCUAUCCCGGAAGCCUGGACGGGCCGGGCGCAGGAGGCGACGGCGACGACUACAAGAGCAGCAGCGAGGAGACGGGCAGCAGCGAGGACCCCAGCCCACCCGGCGGCCACCUGGAGGGCUACCCGUGCCCGCACCUGGCGUACGGCGAGCCGGAGAGCUUCGGUGACAACCUGUAUGUGUGCAUCCCGUGCGGCAAGGGCUUCCCCAGCUCCGAGCAGCUCAACGCGCACGUGGAGGCGCACGUGGAGGAGGAGGAGGCGCUGUACGGCCGGGCCGAGGCGGCUGAGGUGGCUGCCGGGGCUGCUGGCCUGGGGCCCCCUUUUGGCGGCGGCGGGGACAAGGUCGCUGGGACUCCGGGGAGUCUGGGCGAGCUGCUGCGGCCCUACCGCUGCGCGUCGUGCGACAAGAGCUAUAAGGAUCCGGCCACGCUGCGGCAGCACGAGAAGACACACUGGCUGACCCGGCCCUAUCCGUGCACUAUCUGCGGGAAGAAGUUCACGCAGCGCGGGACCAUGACGCGCCACAUGCGCAGCCACCUGGGCCUCAAGCCCUUCGCGUGCGACGCCUGCGGCAUGCGCUUCACCCGGCAGUACCGCCUCACUGAGCACAUGCGCAUCCACUCGGGCGAGAAGCCCUACGAGUGCCAGGUGUGCGGCGGCAAGUUCGCGCAGCAACGCAACCUCAUCAGCCACAUGAAGAUGCACGCUGUGGGCGGAGCAGCGGGCGCAGCCGGGGCGCUGGCGGGCCUGGGGGGUCUGCCCGGCGUCCCCGGCCCCGAUGGUAAGGGCAAGCUCGACUUUCCAGAGGGCGUCUUUGCUGUGGCCCGCCUCACGGCUGAACAGCUGAGCCUGAAGCAGCAGGACAAGGCGGCUGCGGCCGAGCUGCUCGCGCAGACCACGCACUUCCUGCACGACCCCAAGGUGGCGCUCGAGAGCCUCUACCCGCUGGCCAAGUUCACCGCGGAGCUGGGUCUCAGCCCGGAUAAGGCGGCUGAGGUGCUCAGUCAGGGCGCGCACCUGGCUGGCGGACCCGACGGCCGGACCAUCGACCGUUUCUCUCCCACCUAG